Exophiala xenobiotica is the source of this 1718-nucleotide messenger RNA. RefSeq lists its product as uncharacterized. Gene Ontology annotation, molecular function: alpha-1,3-mannosyltransferase activity. Bases 103 to 1560 code for a protein of 485 amino acids. The transcript has a single exon. The record is from RefSeq and is a predicted model, not a curated record. Lineage: Eukaryota; Fungi; Ascomycota; Eurotiomycetes; Chaetothyriales; Herpotrichiellaceae. Gene Ontology annotation, cellular component: Golgi apparatus. Gene Ontology annotation, biological process: protein O-linked glycosylation.
CUCACACCUUGACUGCGCAUUUCACUUUGAAGUCGCUUUCGAUAGAGAAACGCUUCGCAACAAUCGCGACAACCCACUGUCCUUCUUCGUGGCGCCGCCGUCAUGAACUCUUCCCUGGUGUCAACGUUCCUCCGCGACCGAAAGUCUCUACAGACAACUCUGACAAUAUGUGCGAUCACGCUACUCCUCUACACCGGGUUCGCCUUCAACACCAUUCCUUCAUGGCUAGAGGUCACUACGAGUUUCAGGACCAGUUCUCCGAUCCAACACAAUCUUGCUGAAGGUCUCAACACUCCUGUCAAUAACACACAAUGGGGUGAAAUGGGAAAACGCGUUCAACAAUUCUCACAAUGGGCGCAUGCUGUCGUUGACUAUCCCUCACCGGAAGAGCGCCAAUCUCUUUCAGACGCACUGGUAUCACAGUUCCCGUUCCUUGAAGGUACAAACGAGACCAUAUAUACCCCUUGGUCGCCACCUACCACAAUAUUCACAUCACAAGUUGGUUACGUGAUAUGCACCGGGUCCAACAACUUCCACCUCGCAGCUCACCUCAUCAGGAGUCUGCAGCGGGUCCAUCGAUCCCCAACACCUAUCGAAAUCGCCUACGCCGGUGAUCAAGAUCUGCGACCGGAGCACCGCGCAUUUUUGCGGGACCUUAAACCCGGAGUCACCUUCAUCGACCUUCUCGAGCGCUUCCCCUCCGCUCGCGACGACCUGAUCGACAGUGGCUGGGCCAUGAAACCCUUUGCCCUACUGGCGUCCUCGCACAAGCGAGCUAUUCUUGUCGACGCAGAUGCUCUCUUCCUCACUAGCCCCGAUCUGAUCUUCGAAUUGAACAGUGGCCUUGCACGCACAGGCACGCUCUUCUUCCACGACAGGGCCGCAGUUGGCGGGACCGACGAUCGGCGUUUCUGGGUCAAAGAUCAAAUUAAAGCGGCCGGCCUCCGACCCUCGCGCCAUCUGACUGCCGAAUCGCUCUUCUACGCAGGCGCGACAUGGUACGAGAUGGACAGCGGCGUCGUAGCCCUUGAUAAGACUAAAAUACCUGUCCUCCUCGGCCUGAUGUUCGCAACCUGGAUGAAUACCAAAGCAGUACGCGAAGAAGUGACGUACAAGAUCUUCUACGGCGACAAGGAGACGUUCUGGCUGGCCAUGGAACUUAGUGGGGUCGAGUACUUCUUCCAACCGUGGUACGCCGGCACAAUGGGCACCAUCACCGACGACAAGAGUCUGGGCAAAGGCAAAGGCAAGGUCGAGAUCUGUGGGACGCACAUGCUCCAUCUGGACCAGCUUGGCCAGAUGCCGUUCUGGAUCAACGGCGGCGUGUAUGAGCACAAAGACGAUCCUAAGCGGGCCUAUGCGCAAAUGACACAUUACUGGGUGGGCGAGACCUCGGACAUCCGGUACUCGCAGCCCGAUUGGUACUGGAUCAAUGGGAACACGGCGUGUCUGAAGGAGGGAGGCGUCAGGAAGAUUCCGGGCAGGAUUAGAUCGAGUAUUGAAAAGAUACAGACCGAGGCGAGACGGGUGGAUGAGAUGAUUCAAGAGCAGAACCUUUGAUCAGAAAAGAGAAAGAGACUGUGCAAUCCCGGUUGGCACUCAGUUGGGGCAUGUGUAGGUAGCCUCAUGAACGUAUGCGCGGUAGAAGCAGACAAGCCAGCAAGGCUUGCGAGUGAAGUACCUUAGGUACCUCUAGACGAUCAAUGGAUGAGGAUGAA